Oncorhynchus nerka (sockeye salmon) is the source of this 3452-nucleotide messenger RNA. Its product is annotated as zinc finger protein 425-like. NCBI's taxonomy places the organism in Eukaryota, Metazoa, Chordata, Actinopteri, Salmoniformes, Salmonidae. The record is from RefSeq and is a predicted model, not a curated record.
ACUGCACAAAAAAUCAAGGGGACUAAACACCAUGGAAAACUGGGUAUAACACAAACUGAACAUGACCCACAGUCAGGUGAUGACUCCACCAGCAGAGAUGAAUCAGAUUGUACCCAAGCACUCUCAAAGAGCACCAGUUCAACUCAUCAUUCAGAUUCUAGUCCACUCCACAAGGAUCCUGUGGUAGUGCUAACCAGGUUGGCUGAGGUGGUGGUUAAGACACUUCUGAGAGACAUUAAAGUGUGUUUGGUGAAAGAGGAGACGAAUGUCAGGAGGGAUGAAGACAACCAUGGAGGUAAUUCUCCUCAGUUCUUUCCUUGUCCACACUGCACCAUCUCCUUUACUGACUGUUACUUCCUGGAGAACCACAUCAAGAACAAACACCAGAAGCAGUACCUGGCCAUGUUGAAAAGCCAAGUCUCAAAGAGUAAAAGAGUGUAUGGCCCCACACACAGCUGUCCCCACUGUAGCUACAUGUUCCAUACACCACGACAGCUAGACAUUCAUACCCGCCAGGCCCACCCCUCUGCCCGUCCCCAGAAACCUGCCCCUCCACGGAGAACUGGCCGUCCCCACAGGGUUCAGGAGAAAUUCCACACCUGCCCACAGUGUUCCCGCAGAUUCAAGUACCUGGGCAGCCUGCUGAAGCACUACAAGAGUUUGCACAACAUGUCCAUUGUUCGCACCGAUGGACACAGUUGCGCGGACUGUGAGAAGAGCUUUGAGAAUUUCUGGAGCCUGGGGCCUCACCGGUGUCACGAACCAGAGGGUUCUAGACCUAAGGACACUAAACAGGUGAUCUGUCUGGAAGUUGGCUUCCAAUGCUUAGAUUGUGGCAAGAUCCUCACUACUCUUACAAGCCUGAACACUCACAUGCGCAUCCACACUGGUGAGAAACCUUAUGUCUGCAAGGAGUGCGGCAAAUGCUUCUCAGAUACCAGCGCUUGCCGUUAUCACUUGUUAAUACACAAUGGGGUCAAGCCAUUCAAAUGCCAGGACUGAGGGAAGGAUUUCAAACAGAAGUCGCUCCUCAGGAAGCACAUGACUGUUCACUCUGGUGAGAGGAAGUACUCCUGCUUCCAAUGCGACAGGCAGUUUUCCUGAAGUCUGAAUCUUCACCUGUGCACACACUCAGGGGAGAGACCUUUCAAAUGUACUGUCUGUGGUAAAGACUUUGCUGACAAAUGUUAUCUGAAGACGCAUCUGAAGAUCCACAACAACCAGAAAAACUACCAUUGUGGGGUUUGUGGGCAGAAGUUCAUAAGGAUUGGGGUGCUGAACAUACACCUGCGCUCACACACCGGUUGCACAGUGUGUGACAAGCAAUUUGCCGGACUCGACCUGAAGAACCACCAGCGCACUCACACAGGUGAGAAACCAUACACCUGUACCGAGUGCGGUAAAAGCUUCACUCAGUCUGGAGAUCUGGCUUAACACAAGCGCCACCACACUGGGGAGAGGCCAUUUGAAUGUUCUGAAUGCCACAAACGGUUUAUCUGCUCAGGUUCUCUGACCCUGCACAUGAGGACCCACACUCACCGAAAAUCCACAAUGGGAAACGUUAUUCCUGUCCCCUCUGCUUUAUCAGCUUUGCUCGCAAGUCCAACCUCUCCAAAUACUUGCUUAGAUGUCAUAAACCUAAAUGAUAAUGAUCUAUGUUUUUAACAUAACACAUUUUAUGAAGCUGUUACUCUUAUGAAUUAAUAGGAGUGGAGUCCGAUCUCUUGUCAGGGAUGGAUGUGUGACCACAAAUGCUAACGAAAUGUUGCUCCCCUGUUUAUGAUAACGCCACAAUGGUUUAGCAGUCCUCCAGGUGGGUCACACAGUGAGCUCCAUGUAUUGGGACAGUGACAUGUUUUGGCUCUGUACUUCAGCACUUUGGAUUUGAAGUGAUACAAUGACUGAGGUUAUAGUGCAGACUGUCAGCUUUAAUUUGGGGGUAUUUUCAUCCAUAGCGGGUGAACUGUUUAUUAAGAACAACACUUUUUGAACAUAUUCCCUGCCCGUUUUAAGGGAAACGUUAAAUGAUUUGGUCCCAUAUUCCUAGCACGCAAUGCUUACAAUCAAGCUUGUGACUGGAUGCAUUUGCUGUUUGUUUGGGUGUGUUUCAGAGUAUUUUGUGCCCAAUAGAAAUGAAUGGUAAAUCAUGUAUUGUCACUUUUAUUAAAAAUAAGACUAGAAUGUUUUCUUCUAUAUUAGUGGCUACCAUGAUUACGGAUUAUCCUGAAUGAAUCGUGAUUAAUGAGUGAGAAAGUUGGAGGCAUAAAUAUCAUACCCCCCGACAAUAUCUUAACCUCCCAUGUUAUUGUAAUGGUAAGAGGUUAGCAUGGGGUAUAAUAUGUGUGCGUCUGUACUCUUUCUCACUCGAUAUUCACAAUGUAUUCAGGACUAUUAGUUAUCAUGGUAGCAUCCAACAAGUUAGUAGAGUAACAAUCUUGAUGUAAUCAUUUGGUCCCUAGGAAUAUGGGACCAAAUACUAAACUUUUGACUACUUCACUACACAAGUGAUUUUGUCCCAAUACUUUUGGUCCCCUAAAAUUGAGGGAUUAUGUUCAAAAAGUGGUGUAAUUUCUAAACAGUUCAUAUGGAUAAAAAUACUCAAAUAUUAAAGCUGACAAUCUGCACUUUAACCUCAUAGUCAUUGUAUCAUUUCAAAUCCAAAGUGCUGGAGGUACAGAGCCAAAGGAACAAAACAAAAAUUCACUGUCCCAAUACUUUGAGCUCAGUGUAUAUUAGGUUGUUAUCAUGAGGGCCAUGAACAAUAACUAGUAAUGCUGUAUACUCAAAGGAGUUUUAUCUAACUUUUCUGGUUAAAAAAAAAAAAAGUUAAAUUACUGAGAUGGUCACUUUGAGGACACAAGCUCAAGUACACAGUACAAAUAUGAUGCAUAAAGUUUCAUUGUAUUUCCUAUUCAACAAAAUUGUAUGAAUAAGGCUUGAAAUUACUUGCUUUCUGAAUAUAGCAUAAAUAAAUUAUAAAAUUACUAAGAUUUCAUGUUCCUUAUAACUUAUAAUUGCCCCCAUUGCUGUGAACGUCUCACAGAGCUCUAGAUUGGCUUUAGGAACUCUCCUUUCAUUUCAUAUUCAUCUUUUUUGUUUUAAAAUCUGAAUUAUUUUAGAUUAUUGGCUCUAAAUCAAUCUCUGAAUGGUUAACUGUGAUGAAAGCACUCCUGAUGCGCUAUGAUGCAAAGCAUUUCAGGCGUGUCAGUGGCUGUGAUGUUGGGUUCAACCAGGAGCUGGAGAGUUGGAAGAGUGAUUGAAAUGGUAGAAGGGACAUCCCAGCUUCAAGUGGUCUAAGAUUUCAUAUCCUACGUUAGAGGGUCUGAACCUGUCCCAGAACAACAGAGGUCUCCCGAACGGGACCUUAAGUCUAAGAGGUUUUAAACACUAGUUGUUUUUGUAUUUUUUUAUUUGCUCUUUAAACAACAAAUAAAAUAUACUGAUGUACAGAA